Messenger RNA from Haliaeetus leucocephalus (bald eagle), 1644 nucleotides. RefSeq names its product nucleotide binding protein 2 (gene NUBP2). Gene Ontology annotation, biological process: iron-sulfur cluster assembly. The coding region runs from base 51 to 869 and encodes 272 amino acids. The record is from RefSeq and is a predicted model, not a curated record. The transcript has 7 exons. Gene Ontology annotation, cellular component: cytosol. Gene Ontology annotation, molecular function: 4 iron, 4 sulfur cluster binding; ATP-dependent FeS chaperone activity; ATP binding. NCBI's taxonomy places the organism in Eukaryota, Metazoa, Chordata, Aves, Accipitriformes, Accipitridae.
CGGGGCUUUAACCCGGCGGAAGGCGGAAGCGGGUGGUCCCUGGUAUCAGCAUGGAGGAGGCGGCAGGGGAGAGAAGCAACCUGGCUGGGGUGCGGCACAUCCUGCUGGUGCUCUCCGGGAAGGGCGGUGUGGGGAAGAGCACAAUUGCCACCGAGCUGGCUCUGUCACUGCGGCACUCCGGGAAAAAGGUGGGGAUCCUGGAUGUGGACCUGUGUGGCCCCAGCAUACCCCGCAUGUUCAGGGCGCAGGACAACGACGUGCACCAAUGUGACAGCGGCUGGGUCCCUGUCUUUGUGGACCAAGAUAAAAGCAUCUCGCUCAUGUCCAUCGGCUUCCUGCUGGAGAAGCCAGAUGAUGCUGUGGUGUGGAGAGGACCCAAGAAAAAUGCUUUGAUCAAACAAUUUGUUGCUGAUGUGGCCUGGGGGGACUUGGACUUCCUCAUUGUGGACACGCCACCGGGCACAUCCGACGAGCACAUCUCCACGGUGGAGGCCCUGCGGCCCUACAAGCCACUUGGAGCAAUCCUGGUCACAACACCCCAGGCCGUGUCUGUGGGAGAUGUGAGGAGAGAGCUGACAUUCUGUAAGAAGACAGGCUUACGAGUUCUUGGUAUUGUGGAGAACAUGAGCGGCUUCGUCUGUCCACACUGCUCGGAGUGCACAAACAUCUUUUCCAAAGGGGGAGGUGAGGAGCUGGCCAAGCAUGCUGGGGUCCCCUUCCUAGGCUGUGUUCCCCUGGACCCCCAACUCAGCCAGAGCUUGGAAGAAGGCAGAGACUUCAUCCAAGAGUUUCCCAAGAGCUCUGCCUUCCCUGCCUUGGCUCACAUCACCCAGCAGAUCUUGGAUGGUACGUUGCAGCGGAGCUCCUGAGGAGGGUGUGGAGCUGGACUCUUGCCAGCUGAGCCCCUGGCCUGGCAGCACCACCAGCUGCCCAUGCUGGUGGGGAAGGAGGAUGCAGAAGCUGUUUAACUAUAAAACUGUCUCAGUGGGAGGUGAUGGAGGGAGGGGGGAGCACAGCAUCGGUGCCACUCGCAGUGAUCCAAAAAGGGAAGUACUGCUCCACCCCCCCGAUCCAAAGAAACCCUGCAUGGGUGCUCCUGCCUGCACAGCGCAGCCUGCUUCUAGCCUUCUCAAUGUGGCAGUGCUCUGCCCAGAUGGUACAGUUGUUCCUAACCCUACCCAUGCAGCCCUUUCCUCUGCAGCCAGCCAUUGUGUGGGUGCUUGGGGAAUUCUAGCUUGUGUCCAUGGUGUCUUGUACGCUGCAGUGCUUCUGGUGAUCACCUGGUGCAGCUACAGUGGCAAACGCCGUCGACUGUUCUUCUCUCAAUGAAUCCAAACAGCACUGAUCAUCUGGAUCCAUGCGCUGCUGCCUUCUCCUGCUGCUUUCCUUGCGUCAUGGAUUGUAUGGCACUUGGUUCAGUGGCUGAUGAGUUUGAGUGGCUGGGUGCUCUGAUGUGGACUCAGGCCAGGCCACCUUGCUCUGAAAUCUCAGAUCACUGGUUCCUGAUGGGCCAAUGAAGGCGUGGCAUGUGCUUUGCAUCAGAAAAUGUCUUAAGAUCUACCACCUGUCUGCGGUCUGCAUCCUGCUGUGCUGGAAACAAGACUUUUUUGGUCUGCUGGGGGUUAUUGUGACUCAGGAAUAUUU